This is a messenger RNA of Penicillium samsonianum, 1989 nucleotides long. RefSeq lists its product as uncharacterized. The record is from RefSeq and is a predicted model, not a curated record. The coding region runs from base 1 to 1989 and encodes 662 amino acids. NCBI's taxonomy places the organism in Eukaryota, Fungi, Ascomycota, Eurotiomycetes, Eurotiales, Aspergillaceae. The transcript is spliced from 4 exons.
AUGGCCGAAGCCGUUGGUUUAAUAUCUCUCAUUGCAGAUGUCAGCAAAACCAUCAAGGGUCUGAUAGACUACGCCAAAGCUGUGAGGGGCGCGAGGUCCGAUAUUGAAAGAUUGAGCGAAGAGCUUUUCGCCCUGGAAGGUAUACUGAAGUAUCUACCUGCACAGACCGAGCUUGAACCCCAGCUUUCUGAAUCAAAUGCAUCAGCGCCUUUCGACUGGAAGGUAGUGGUACGCGUGCUGCAAACCACAAGCGAGUUCCUCCAGUCCCUGCUCAUGGAUCUCGAAGAAUCAGGGACCAAGUUAAAACGAUUAAGACAAAAGUUGGAAUGGCCAUUUACGAAACAGCAAUUUGAGACGCAUCUGGCCCGCCUGGAAAGUGUGAAGUCAUGGCUGAUCUUGGUUAUUACUAACGACAGCGCUUCUCUGAACCGCGACAUUCACGGUGAGAUGAUUCGUCUGGCAGUCACCUUGGAGAAAGACUUGACGAUCCGGGACCAUGAGCGGGAUCAGGUCGGUCUUCUCAGUUGGCUGGCUCCUGUCAGUCCGGCGAGUGCUCGCCUACGAGAAUCAAAACAUCGCGAGAUUGAAACGGGGCGAUGGUUCAUUGAUGGGCCUCUACAGCAGUGGCCGUGGAGAAGUGACAAACAAAUGAAGUUUCUCUUCCUCAAGGGUAAAUACCCGGUUAACAUCCUGGGCUCGCUCGUUGCCCAGCUUUCUGACACGAUACCCUCGAUAUUGGAAAGCAUCCGGCCACUUUACGAAAAGACUCCGAACGGCCAGGCACAUAGGCAUCCCAUCGACAUUAACGCUCUUGAAGAUGCAAUAGUCAAGUAUUCCUCUCAUGGGACACGAGUCAUCCUCAUCGACGCAAUAAAUGAAAGUCAACACAUAGAGCGGAUCAAGCAAUCUCUUCAGAGGAUCGCGUCCCUGUCGACAAACCUCCGAAUCCUUAUAACCAGCACGGUAGACGUGAUCUCUCCCGCUCAUGCCAAGAUAGUGAACAUGAAUACAGAAAACAUUCGGGUUGAUAUUGACGCAUUUAUUUAUUACAGGUUGGAGGAGGAGGGAUUGAAGCAACUGAGCACAACACUGAAAAAUAAAAUUCGGACUACUCUAUCGAACGGUGCCGAUGGAUCAUUCCGUUGGGCCCGGCUCUCGCUUGACAAUCUGAGCGCGCAAAGAACUGAAAAGUCCGUGCGGGAGGCACUGCGAGAACUACCGGGGACAUUGCGGGAGACCUUUACGAAACGGCCCCUUACCCUUCGCGAGCUGAACGAAGCGGUGGUGCUCGAGGAGACAUCCACGGCCUUGAACGACGACAUGAGGUUGAUUUCUCCACAUGCGCUUCUUCAGAUCUGCCAAGGGCUGAUCACCCAAGAUCGAUCGGGAAACGUAACACUUACUCAUUCAUCCAUCAAGGGCUUUCUGACGUCAGAGUGGAUUCGCUCUUCGGGAGUGCAUUUCUUCAGCCUGGAUCCAUCCACAGCCGACCAAAUCGUCAUGCGGAAGUGCCUUGCAUAUCUCUGCCUCGAUAAUUUCCGACCCGGGUACACAUCAUCUGCAGCUUCAGCUACGGAUCGUCUAGAAGCAUAUCCGUUUCUGGGUUAUGCCGCCCAAUUCUGGGCUAUCCACGGAGCGUCUUGCCAAUUCGAGGAUCGGGACCGGGUCCUCGUCAAUCGGCUUUUCGAAACAAAAUGCCUCCCCCGUCGAGGCAACUUUGGCGUGUGGGUACAGACUUUGAUCCCACACACAGAUGUGGGAAGCAUCGAAGCAACACAUCCCUUGUACUACGCCGCAUCCUUCGGCUUAGUGCCAGUGGUCAACGCAAUCCUUACUUCUGACCCAGAAGUCAAAAUCAAUGCUCCAGGUGGCCGGUUUAGAUCUACUCCUCUUUUUGUUGCAUGCUGGCGCCAUAACUACGAGGUGGCAGAUCUCCUUUUAGCUUGUAGAAAGGGGACUUGUCUGGAGAGACAUCGGCCCCGGGGAUAG